Molecule: messenger RNA, 1231 nt
Organism: Tupaia belangeri chinensis (Chinese tree shrew)
Lineage: Eukaryota; Metazoa; Chordata; Mammalia; Scandentia; Tupaiidae
Gene: DDA1
Product: DET1 and DDB1 associated 1
Exons: 6
Coding region: 1-588 (195 amino acids)
Biological process (GO): positive regulation of proteasomal ubiquitin-dependent protein catabolic process
Cellular component (GO): Cul4-RING E3 ubiquitin ligase complex
Source: RefSeq, a predicted model, not a curated record
AUGGGGUCAGGGUUGGGAGAGGAUCGGGAGGUCUGGAGGAUCUCCGAGGAAAUGCCUGACUUGGCUAUGGGGAAGAAUGCUGUCAGAGGAGGCUUCCUGGAGGAAUUGGCAGGGUCUGGAGGAGCCCAGAAAAAGGAGGGAUUGGCCAAGGAGGAGAAGGGCCACACAGAGGUGGGGACCCUGCUGGCCCCGCUAGUCCCUGAGGGCUCUGGGGUCAUCAACGCAGUGGCUCCUCCCAAGGCAACUCUGCUGGACCUCGGAGAUGCAGACAGACCACCCAGGGCAGAUUUUUUGAAAGGCUUGCCGGUCUACAACAAAAGUAAUUUUAGUCGAUUUCAUGCCGACUCCGUGUGCAAAGCUUCGAACCGACGUCCCUCCGUCUACCUGCCCACGCGGGAGUACCCGUCCGAACAGAUCAUUGUGACAGAAAAGACGAAUAUCCUCUUGCGCUACUUACAUCAGCAGUGGGACAAAAAGAACGCUGCCAAGAAGAGAGACCAGGAGCAGGUGGAACUGGAAGGGGAAAGCUCAGCUCCCCCUCGCAAGGUGGCGCGGACCGACAGCCCGGACAUGCACGAGGACACUUAAGACUCACGCGCCCUCACGGGCACCUCCCGUCCGGUCUGUUCCUCCAUCGCGCACCCGCCCGCCUGCCCGCCGUGUGUAAGCACCCCUGCCCACCCGCACCCUGCCAGUCCACCCGUACCCUGCCGUCUACACCACCUCCAACCUCAUAGGAGCCAAUGUAUUUAUUUUCCUUGAGUUUUUAUUUAUGCUGUAACAUGUAUCAAGUGUUGGUUAAAGGGGACUUCAGACCCAAUAGUGUGAUGUUGGUAGAUGCUUUUAAAAAAAAAAAAUUCCAUCACCAUUGCCCCUUCCCUCCCUCCUGCCCCCGCAGAAGUAGCCUCCUCCCCAUCUUCCCCACCCAGUUUGCUGUGAGGGUCUCGGGCCGGGGGCUUUGCAGCGACCUGACGGCAGGGGUGGGGGCCAGGCCCAGAGCGGCCUGGACAGCCGAGCGGCCUUUUCCUGCCUCCCACCCACCGGGCAGGCCUCUGACACUUGGGGCGUUGUCUCACAUCCCGCCGGGAACUCUUCCACGCCCAGGCCUCACUCGGAGCGUGCACGCGUGCGGGGGAGACGGCGGCCCUUCCGGAUCUUUCUCUUAAGUCAUUUUAUCAUGAACUAGCGCGUGCUCCGUGUCCACCCCAAUAAAAGGGUCUUUCCUACUCCA